AUGUCCUCCCAUAAAGGCGAGCAUCAAACGGUCCCGUUAUCGGUGUUGCUGAAGCGUGAAUUGGCAAAUGAAAAGAUCGAGAGGCCGGAAAUUGUUAGUGGUCAAGCCAACCAAUCCAAAAAAGGGGAAGAUUUUACACUCAUCAAGAGCGAAUGCCAACGCGUGUUGGGAGAUGGUGUUACUACGUAUUCCGUUUUUGGGAUACUUGAUGGCCAUAAUGGGGCUGCAGCAGCUAUAUAUACCAAGGAGAAUCUUUUAAACAAUGUCUUGAGUGCUAUUCCAGCAGACCUUAACCGAGAAGAAUGGAUUGCAGCAUUGCCUAGGGCUCUGGUGGCCGGGUUUAUAAAAACAGAUAAAGAUUUCCAAGAAAAAGGUCAACUGUCAGGAACAACUGUGACCUUUGUAAUUAUUGAAGGAUUCAUUGUUACUGUAGCAUCAGUUGGUGAUUCCCGCUGUAUACUUGAAUCUGCAGAUGGGAGCCUAUAUUAUCUAUCAGCAGAUCACAGAUUUGAGGACAAUGAAGAAGAGACAGAACGUGUCACUGCAAGUGGUGGUGAGGUUGGUAGGCUAAAUACAGGUGGUGGUACGCAGAUUGGUCCUUUGAGAUGUUGGCCUGGUGGCUUGUGUCUUUCAAGAUCUAUUGGAGAUUUAGAUGUUGGAGAGUUUAUAGUUCCUAUUCCUUACAUUAAGCAAGUCAAGCUGUCAUCUGCUGGUGGAAGGCUUAUCAUUGCAAGUGAUGGCGUAUGGGAUGCUUUAUCAGCAGAAGCGGCUCUAGAAUGCUGUCGUGGAAUGCCGCCAGAUGCAGCCGCCGGUCAAGUUGUUAAAGAAGCUGUACAACCGAAAGGAUUACGUGACGAUACAACGUGCGUGGUGGUUGACAUUCUACCAGCGGAAAAGACGAAUCCGCCCCCCAUGCCCCAACACAAGAAGAUGACAAAAGGAGUAUUUAAAGUGAAAGCCAUUUUUAAGAGAAAAAGCACCGAGUCAACAUCUCAUAUUGGUGAAGAAUAUCUGGAGCCAGAUGUAGUGGAGGAGCUCGUAGAGGAAGGAUCCGCUAUGCUUUCCGAAAGGUUCGAUACAAAAUACCCGCUUUGUAACAUGUUUAAACUGUUCACAUGUGCGGUUUGUCAAGUGGAAAUGAAACCUGGUGAGGGUAUUUCAAUACACACGGGGGGAUCAUGUAACACACGCAAUUCAAGACCAUGGGAUGGCCCUUUUCUUUGUGUAACUUGUCAAGAGAAAAGAGAAGCCAUGGAAGGAAAAAAUCAUUCUGGAAAUGGGCGAUACAGUAGUGGAAGUGAAUAGGCAGGCGAUAUUUGGACCUGAGUAU
Molecule: messenger RNA, 1330 nt
Organism: Lactuca virosa
Lineage: Eukaryota; Viridiplantae; Streptophyta; Magnoliopsida; Asterales; Asteraceae
Source: the annotation of a GenBank genome assembly